CCUGAUGCAAUCCAUUCAAGCCAACAAGUUUGGAGAGAAUGUUGAGUUCAAUCAAUUCAGAACGUCGAGAUGGAGCCCAACUCACUCCAGUGGGUCGGCUCACCGUGUGGCUUGCACGGACCUUACAUUUUCUACAAGGCUUUUCAAUUCCACCUUGAAGGCAAACCAAGAAUUUUGUCCCUUGGCGACUUUUUCUUUGUAAGAUGUACGCCAAAGGAUCCGAUUUGCAUAGCGGAGCUCCAGCUGUUGUGGGAAGAAAGGACCAGCCGGCAACUUUUAUCCAGCUCUAAACUUUAUUUCCUCCCUGAAGACACUCCCCAGGGCAGAAAUAGCGACCAUGGCGAGGAUGAAGUCAUUGCUGUUUCUGAAAAAGUGAUUGUGAAGCUUGAAGACCUGGUCAAGUGGGUACAUUCUGAUUUCUCCAAGUGGAGAUGUGGUCUCCAGGCUGGGCCAGUGAAAAAGGAAGUCUUGGGAAGAAAUGGACAGAAGGAAGCUCUGCUGAAGUACAGACAGUCCACCCUCAACAGUGGACUCAACUUCAAAGACGUUCUCAAGGAAAAGGCUGACCUUGGGGAAGACGACGAAGAAACAAAUGUGAUCGUUCUCAGCUACCCUCAGUACUGCCGGUACCGCUCUAUGCUGAAACGCAUCCAGGAUAAGCCAUCUUCUAUUCUCACAGACCAGUUUGCAUUGGCCCUGGGGGGCAUUGCAGUGGUCAGCAGGAACCCCCAGAUCCUGUACUGUCGAGACACGUUUGACCACCCCACUCUCAUAGAAAAUGAGAGUAUAUGCGAUGAGUUUGCGCCAAAUCUUAAAGGCAGACCACGCAAAAAGAAAGCAUGCCCACAGAGAAGAGAUUCCUUCAGUGGAGUUAAGGAUUCCAACAAUAAUUCCGAUGGUAAAGCUGUUGCCAAGGUGAAAUGUGAGGCCAGGUCAGCCUUGGCCAAGCCGAAGAAUAACCACAAUAACUGUAAAAAAGUCUCAAAUGAAGAAAAACCAAAGUUGGCCAUUGGUGAAGAGUGCAGGGCAGAUGAGCAGGCCUUCUUGGUGGCACUUUAUAAAUACAUGAAAGAAAGGAAGACGCCAAUUGAAAGAAUACCCUAUUUAGGUUUUAAACAGAUUAACCUUUGGACUAUGUUUCAAGCUGCUCAAAAACUGGGAGGAUAUGAAACAAUAACAGCCCGCCGCCAAUGGAAACAUAUUUAUGAUGAAUUAGGUGGUAAUCCUGGGAGCACCAGCGCCGCCACUUGUACCCGCAGGCAUUAUGAAAGAUUAAUCCUACCUUAUGAAAGGUUUAUUAAGGGAGAGGAAGAUAAGCCCUUGCCUCCAAUCAAACCUCGGAAACAGGAGAACAGUUCACAAGAGAAUGAGAAUAAAACGAAAGUAUCAGGAAACAAACGCAUCAAACAUGAAAUACUUAAGAGCAAGAAAGAAAAAGAGAAUGCACCGAAAGCCCAGGAUGCAUCUGAGGUUUCAUCAGAGCCCGAGAAAGAACAAGAGUCUUUAAACCAGAAAAGCAGCGCAGAACCUCUUGUGGCAGCAGAUGUGAAGAAAAAGGCAGAAGGUUACCAGGAUUUUGCAGCAAGGUCCCUGGCAUCUAGAACAGACCCAGAGAAGGACAAUGAAACAGACCAAGGUUCUAACAGUGAGAAGGAGGCUGAGGAGGUGGGCGAGAAGGGGCCUGCAGCUCCAUUCCCCAGCACACCCCUGGCUCCAGAGAGGGACCCAGCCCCCAUCCCUGGGGCUGGCAAACAGUCCCUGGCCUCUCCUGCUGCCCCCGUGGAUACAAAGCAGGAAUCCAAAUCCUGCUGUUUUACAGAGAGCACUGAAAAUGACCUCCAAGAUGCAUCCUUUCCUGGCUUCCCCACCACGCAGCCACCACUGGCAAACCAGAAUGAGAUCGAGGAUGACAAACUGCCUGCAAUGGCGGAUUACAUUGCCAACUGCACUGUGAAGGUAGAUCAGCUAGGCAGUGACGACAUCCACAAUGCACUAAAGCAGACCCCAAAGGUCCUUGUGGUCCAGUCAUUUGACAUGUUCAAAGACAAAGACUUGACUGGGCCCAUGAAUGAAAACCAUGGACUGAAUUACACACCCCUGCUCUAUUCCAGGGGCAACCCAGGCAUCAUGUCCCCACUGGCCAAGAAAAAGCUUUUGUCCCAAGUGAGUGGGGCCAGCCUCUCUAGCAGCUACCCCUACGGCUCCCCACCCCCUUUGAUCAGCAAAAAGAAACUGAUUGCCAGGGAUGACUUGUGUUCCAGUUUGUCCCAGGCCCACCACAGCCAAAGCACUGACCACAUGGCAGUCAGCAGGCCAUCAGUGAUUCAGCAUGUCCAGAGUUUCAAAACCAAGCCCUCAGAGGAGAGGAAGAGCAUCAGUGAUAUUUUCAAGCAUGACAAACUGAGUCGAUCAGAUGCCCACCGCUGUAGCUUCUCCAAGCAUCAUUUUAACUCCCUGGCUGACUCCUAUGUCUUGAAACAAGAAAUUCAGGAGGGCAAGGAUAAACUCUUAGAGAAAAGGGCACUCCCCCACUCCCACAUGCCUAGCUUCCUGGCGGAUUUCUACUCCUCCCCACAUCUCCAUAGCCUCUACCGACAUACGGAACACCACCUUCAUAAUGAACAGUCAUCCAAGUACGCUUCCAGGGACGUGUACAGGGAGUCAGAAAACAGUUCUUUCGCUUCCCACAAACACCAAGAAAAGCUCCACGUAAAUUAUCUCGCGUCUCUUCAUCUUCAAGACAAAAAGUCAGCCACAGCAGAAUCCUCUACAGAUGAUCAGCCAACGGAUCUGAGCCUCCCCAAGAACCCACACAAACUGACCAGUAAGGUCCUGGGCCUGGCCCACUCAGCCAUGGGGCCCCAAGAGAGCAAGGGCAUCUCCCAGUUCCAGGUCAUCAGCAGCCAGAGUCGAGACUGUCACCCCAAAGCCUGUCGGGUUUCACCCAUGACCAUGUCGGGUUCUAAAAAAUACCCCGAAUCACUUUCAAGAUCAGGAAAAUCUCACCAUGUGAGACUAGAGAAUUUCAGAAAGAUGGAAGGCAUGGUCCAUCCUAUCCUACAUCGGAAAAUGAGCCCUCAGAACAUUGGUGCUGCGCGUCCCAUAAAACGCAGCCUGGAGGAUUUGGACCUUGUGAUUGCUGGGAAAAAGGCCCGAGCAGUGUCUCCCCUGGACCCGGCCAAGGAGGCGUCCGGGAAGGAAAAGUCUUCUGAGCAGGAGAGUGAAGGCAGCAAGGCCACCUAUGGAGGGCAUUCUGGUGGAGGAUCAGAAGGCCACAAGCUACCCCUGUCCUCCCCAAUCUUCCCAGGUUUGUAUUCUGGGAGCCUGUGUAACUCGGGCCUCAACGCCAGGCUCCCAGCUGGAUAUUCUCACUCUCUGCAGUACUUGAAAAAUCAGGCUGUGCUUUCUCCACUCAUGCAGCCUCUGGCUUUCCACUCGCUUGUGAUGCAAAGAGGAAUUUUUACAUCACCAACAAAUUCUCAGCAGCUGUACAGACACUUGGCUGCGGCCACACCUGUAGGAAGUUCGUAUGGGGACCUUUUGCACAACAGCAUUUACCCUUUAGCUGCUAUAAAUCCUCAAGCUGCCUUUCCACCUUCCCAGCUGUCGUCCGUACAUCCUAGUACAAAACUGUAAACCCAGCUCAGUCCAGCAUCCCAAACCGGCAUGGCUCACGGAGCGUCACAUCCUGCUUGGAGUGAUGGCUCCCAGAGUUGGAAGCCAGUAUUUCUUCUAAUCUGGGGAUACAAUUAGUCCCAGUCAUCAAGGCCAAUUUUUCUGGGACAGUUCUAGCCUUGGAUGGUCAGUCUUGACCCCCUUCCAGUACGGAUGCCCUCGCACCUCCAGAUCAUUCACUUCAUACGUGGGUCUUGUGAAGGGAUUUAUGCAUAUCCAGGAAGAACUUAGAGGACCCCAGCUGAGUUCAGAUGGUCAGAAAGCAAUCUGGGCCAAAAAAAGGGAGAAGGCUUUUCAAAGGAAGGGGCAAGAAAGACUGGCAAACACAGCCAAGGGAUGCCCCUCUUUUCAUAAAACUCUCCAAGUUUCAAUCAAUGCAAUGUAUAGUGAAUCUUCAAUAGAUCUUUCAUUUUGACACUAUUAAAGAAACCAGAGAAGUAAACACUGUUAAAUUGACUGUAUAUAUUUGGUUCUUAAACUACCCAUAUCACUGUUUGCUCACCUAAUUUAUAUACAGGUAGUUCCAUUUUCUUCCAGUUCCUUCUUGUCUUUUUUAUUU
This is a messenger RNA of Fukomys damarensis (Damara mole-rat), 4234 nucleotides long. It is a transcript of the gene Arid5b, whose product is annotated as AT-rich interaction domain 5B. Gene Ontology annotation, molecular function: transcription cis-regulatory region binding. Lineage: Eukaryota; Metazoa; Chordata; Mammalia; Rodentia; Bathyergidae. The transcript has 10 exons. The coding region runs from base 70 to 3636 and encodes 1188 amino acids. The record is from RefSeq and is a predicted model, not a curated record. Gene Ontology annotation, cellular component: nucleus. Gene Ontology annotation, biological process: regulation of transcription by RNA polymerase II.